Arabis nemorensis is the source of this 309-nucleotide messenger RNA. The record is from the annotation of a GenBank genome assembly. NCBI's taxonomy places the organism in Eukaryota, Viridiplantae, Streptophyta, Magnoliopsida, Brassicales, Brassicaceae.
AUGAACGAUUGGAAACAUUAUGCAGACGUGGAAGAGAAGUUCUUCAGACAAAAAUCACGUAUAACAUGGCUGAAACAUGGAGACCAAAACACAACUGUUUUUCAUCGUGCGGCUCAGAUUAGAAAGUCGAAAAAUGCGAUAAGAAGACUGGUUAAUGCAAUGGGAGAUGAAAUUUUGGAUCCGAAAUUGAUAAAAGCAGAGGCAGUCCAUUACUACAAAGAGUUUCUGAACAAACCCUCUCCACUGAUGGACAUUCAUACUCUUGAUGAACUAACUGAGCUUAUAGACUUCAAAUGCUCGGACAUGUAA